UGAGCAAAAAGAGCAGAAAAAUAGAAACUUCACAUUUAGCGUACUUAUUUUUAAACCCAGAAGAAACUAAACUUUUCACUUGAGACCUUCAAAGGUAUUCUCAUUUAGAAAAGCAAAACAAAAUUGAAAUUUCAUCGAACACAAUCACACACAAAUGUACUGAAACGGUUUAAUAACCUAAAACUAGCUACUGCACAGUAUGUGAAAAUGAAGAGUUGAUGGAGCAACAGACACUUUCAGUGUAUUUUUUUUUUUUUUAGCAUUCAUAAUCUUAAUUGAAGUGUCACAUGAGAGGUAAGUUAUCAUCCACACAGUUAACCAGAGCAGAAAUGUAAGAUCCCUCCUCUCUGCCCCGGCCUUGACCCCUCCAUGCCCUCUGAAUCCGCUCACUUUUUCUGCCACCCACGGUGAGGGAUGACAGAAUACACACCAGUACUAUGCGUACUAUGUGUGAUGGAUUUAUUCUUUCCACCACUAGAGAGCAGUGCAUACUACUGAGAGCAGCACCUGUGGAUGUGCUUCAACCAUAACAACGCAUCACAUGCACAAAGUUGUGAAGGAGGAUGAAGUCAAGGGGCGGGUUCUCCGUUUACUGGGAGAAAACUGCUGCAAAGAGCCACAAAAUGAUUCUCCUCCAACCCAGACAGGGAUUAUGAGCAGCCCCUCUUUACCUGCAACGUAAAGGACACAAAAGGAGAGUUCGGAGAGAGAAUGUUCAGCUUCAGGCUUGCCUACAUUUUCUCGUAUAACCUGUUCCAGUUCUGCGGACACACAUGGAUACUGGCUAAUACCAUAGCCAGGGUUCUCUCAUUUGGCCAAGAUGCCUUAGCAGAUACAUUUUACUCUGUUGGCUUCGUGAUGAGUCUGUGCCAGCUGCUCUCCAUCCUGGAGCUUUUCCAUAUCGCAGAUGGGAUUGAGAAAGCCAGACUCCUCCCUCGCUUCAUCCAAGUAACGGAGAAGAACCUCCUGCUGAUCAUGGUCAUCAUGCAGGAGGAGAUCCAGAGUAAACCAGUCGUGUGUGCACAGUUCUGCUUGUGGAACAUUCUGGACCUCCUACGGUACCCACAUGAGCUGCUGUGUGUUAUGGAUAAACCCUCCAUCGCCAUGCUGUGGACCCGCUACACACUCUGGAUCCCUUUAUACAUCCUGUCAGUGGCCACUGAAGGUGUCAUUAUAUACCAGGCCGUACUUUACGUUGAACCAACAGCAUCAACGUCAUGCCCUUUGAACUCAACGGUGUCCACACACAGUCCGCUCCCCUUCGUCCUGAUGCUCUACCUGCCUGUUCUUGCUCUCGGGGCCUCAGUAACAGUCUGGCAACUGCUGAAGGAGAGACAACACCACCUGGAGAAAUGGAACAAGAAGAUGAAAAGGAAAUGACACCUGAAGACUGAAUGUUUGGAAGUC
Molecule: messenger RNA, 1407 nt
Organism: Sebastes umbrosus (honeycomb rockfish)
Lineage: Eukaryota; Metazoa; Chordata; Actinopteri; Perciformes; Sebastidae
Gene: hacd4
Product: 3-hydroxyacyl-CoA dehydratase 4
Exons: 9
Coding region: 712-1380 (222 amino acids)
Biological process (GO): very long-chain fatty acid biosynthetic process; sphingolipid biosynthetic process; fatty acid elongation
Cellular component (GO): endoplasmic reticulum membrane
Molecular function (GO): 3-hydroxyacyl-CoA dehydratase activity
Source: RefSeq, a predicted model, not a curated record